Messenger RNA from Micropterus dolomieu (smallmouth bass), 1867 nucleotides. Its product is annotated as protocadherin gamma-A5-like. The record is from RefSeq and is a predicted model, not a curated record. Gene Ontology annotation, molecular function: calcium ion binding. Gene Ontology annotation, cellular component: plasma membrane. Gene Ontology annotation, biological process: homophilic cell-cell adhesion. The transcript has a single exon. Lineage: Eukaryota; Metazoa; Chordata; Actinopteri; Centrarchiformes; Centrarchidae. The annotation marks the transcript as partial.
ACGGUGUCGACAGGGACGAUGGGACGGCAAGUGCUCUUGUUUAUCUGGGUGCUCUCUCUCAGUGUAGUACACGGGCAGGUCAGCUACUCCAUUCCCGAGGAAAUGUCAAAGGGGGCUCUAAUAGGCAAUAUUGCUCAGGAUUUAGGUUUAGGUGUGGAAAGACUCAAGUCCGGUAAAGCUCGUAUUUAUACUGGUAACAGUGAGGAAUAUAUUGAGCUGAAGAGAGACAGAGGAGUGCUCCUCAUUAAAGACAGAAUAGACAGAGAAUCAAUAUGCGGUCAAACAAUGCCUUGCGCACUCCAUUUUCAAAUGAUCCUGGAAAACCCAAUGGAGUUUUACACGGUUACUGUCGAGAUUAAAGAUAUUAAUGACAAUCCUCCCACAUUUGAGAGAGGUGAGAUGAAAUAUGAAAUUAGCGAAUCAGCUCUUGCCGGAGCUCGAUUCGUCUUAGAUAAAGCCAUAGAUGAUGAUGUUGAUGUCAACGGAUUGAAAAGCUACGCCCUAAAACCCAGUGAUAAUUUCGUUCUGAAAACCAUGAGCAGAGGAGAUGGGACUAAACAUGUCGAGAUGGUUUUACAGAAACCAUUAGACCGAGAGAAUCAUGAGCAUAUAUCAUUAAUACUCACCGCUCUGGAUGGUGGUGAACCACAGCUUUCGGGGACAAUGCAGAUUAUCAUAACUGUAUUAGACGCCAAUGACAACCCGCCUGUUUGUUCAAAAUCGGAAUAUAAGGCAAGUGUGACAGAGAGCGCUCCUGCUGGCACUGUAAUAACUACCGUAAGGGCUACAGACAUAGAUAAAGGCAAUAAUGGGAAAGUAACAUACACGAUUUCAAAAUCUGGAGCAGCGUCUCUCUUUCAAAUUGAUGCCAAUAAUGGACUAUUGACCUUAACUGGAAAUGUAGAUUAUGAAAAAAGGAGACUUUAUGAGCUAGAUGUUCAGGUGUCAGAUCAGGGAGGAUUAUCUGACGCGUGUAGAGUGAUCGUGGACGUGACAGAUAUAAAUGAUAACCCCCCGUCCAUUAAAAUUAUGUCUAACUCAAACACAGUAUCUGAGAACAUGAAACCGGGGACGGUUGUAACGAUGCUUAAUAUACAAGAUCCGGAUUCAAAUGAUAAUGGUAAAGUCAUGUGUGUUUUAAACGAAAAUAUACCCUUUACCAUUAAAUCGACAACAAAUAAUUUCUUUACCGUUGUAACAGACAGUGAAUUAGACAGAGAGAGAGCCUCCGAGUAUAAUAUAACAGUGACCUGCUCUGAUGAGGGAGUGCCCUCCCUCUCCAGCAGCGUCACUCUCACCUUACAGAUCUCUGAUGUGAAUGACAACGCGCCUGUUUUUGAGAGGAGCUCAUAUAAGGCCUACAUUGUAGAAAACAACACACCAGGCCUCUCUAUAUUCACAGUGAAAGCCAGAGACGCUGACUGGAACCAGAAUGCGCGUGUUUCUUACAUACUGGAGGACUCCUCUGUUAACGGAGUGCCAGUCUCCUCAUAUGUGUCCGUUAGUGCUGAUAGUGGAGUCAUCCAUGCAGUGCGCUCUUUUGACUACGAGCAGAUCAAAGACUUCCAGUUCCGCGUCAAAGCGCAGGAUGGAGGCUCCCCUCCACUCAGUAGCAACGUGACUGUGAAAAUAAUGAUCCAGGACCAGAACGACAACCCCCCUCAGGUUCUGUACCCAGUCCAGACUGGUGGCUCUCUGGUGGCUGAAAUGGUGCCUCGUUCAGCAGAUGUGGGCUAUCUGGUCACUAAAGUGGUGGCUGUUGAUGUGGACUCUGGACAGAAUGCCUGGCUCUCCUAUAAACUGCAGAAAGCCACAGACAGGGCGCUGUUUGAAGUGGCCUUACAGAAUGGAGAAAUAAGAACUAUCC